AUGCCUCUUCCUACCAAGGAGGAUUUCGAUCUUGGGGAUGGUCGCCCUUUUGAAAACAACGACGAGGAUGUGGAAAUUAUACAAGCGGCGAUGGAGGCAAACGAACAUGCCACACAACGGGCUGCGUUAGCUACGUCGGGCAACGUUGAUGUGGAGGAUCGGCCGGCCGGUGUACCAGCGUCCACCCAGGCCGGCCAGACCAGGGCGUCUGACUGGUCAGGCGGCGAUUCCGUUGCUCGCCAUGCCGUUCCGUCCAUUCCGAACCUCUAUCCUGCCGGCUUCAUAGACGUCGAUCAACACUUCCAGACCGGCCCUCCGCUGAUGAAGGUGCUGAGGUCGGCGGUGUGGUUCGGCGUUAAUUGGGACCCGACCAAGCGGAAGCAGCAGUUGACCGACAUCAUCAACCGCGUUUCGAUGUGUGCUGUGUUUGGGCCAGUCGCAGCCAGCACGGCCAGAAAGACUGGUGAGGAAGGUAAGCAGCUGGCCCAAGCUGUUGCUGCUUCAUCUUGCGCCGUGUGGUGCUUCGCCGAGACCGAGGCACAGGUCGGCGAUGCGGCGGGUGAAGCGAAGGCGACGGCAGUGCUUUGUGGAGCGAGCACCGACUUUGCAGACCUCUGUCACGACGUUGUGAUGGCGGUGAUAGAAACGGCGGUUGCGAGGCAGGCCGCGCUGGGGGAGGUUCCGUGCAACGUCACCGACGAAUUGCAGGGUACUGCUCUUCGCAAGCUCUACAAGAACCUCGAACCCAAAGACGACGUCGAGAUUAUCGCCUGGGCGACUAUCGAGACCCUCACAUUUUGGGGUUCGUGUUACGCCAGCGGCCCUCUUCUCCGAGCACGCGGCAUCGAGGUGCCGCUGGACAAGAAGAUGGACAAAUAUUUGGAGAACAGGGGGAAGAAGGGACUGAAGGGGAAGCACGCCGUGUAG
Molecule: messenger RNA, 927 nt
Organism: Closterium sp. Yama58-4
Lineage: Eukaryota; Viridiplantae; Streptophyta; Zygnematophyceae; Desmidiales; Closteriaceae
Source: the annotation of a GenBank genome assembly